Molecule: messenger RNA, 2533 nt
Organism: Choloepus didactylus (southern two-toed sloth)
Lineage: Eukaryota; Metazoa; Chordata; Mammalia; Pilosa; Megalonychidae
Gene: KCNIP2
Product: potassium voltage-gated channel interacting protein 2
Exons: 10
Coding region: 283-1140 (285 amino acids)
Biological process (GO): regulation of potassium ion transmembrane transport
Cellular component (GO): voltage-gated potassium channel complex
Molecular function (GO): potassium channel regulator activity; calcium ion binding
Source: RefSeq, a predicted model, not a curated record
GGCGGGAGGAGAGAGGCGGCUCGGCUCCGGCUCCGCGCUCGGCUCGGCUUUGGCUCGGGCUCUCGCUCUGCUGUUACCUGCUGCCCAAACAUUCCGCUCUUGCUCCAGAUUGCCGGGUGGGCCCUAGACCCUUGGCGCCGGCCUCAGUCUAAGCCCCAGCCCUGACACUCUCGGCCCCAGCCCCGACAGCGCUCUACACCGCCAGGGGGCGCCGUGUGAGCGCCCGGCCCGGGGCACCCGGCGCCCCCUCCCAGGCGGGACGGGAGGGGGGCGCCGGGGGCCAUGCGGGGCCAGGGCCGCAAGGAGAGUUUGUCCGAUUCCCGAGACCUGGACGGCUCCUACGACCAGCUCACGGGCCACCCUCCAGGGCCCACUAAAAAAGCGCUGAAGCAGCGGUUCCUCAAGCUGCUGCCCUGCUGCGGGCCCCAAGCCCUGCCCUCAGUCAGUGAAAUUGGCCGGGUCUUCUGCUUUCUCGGUGACAGUUCGCUCCCUGCAGCAUUAGCCGCCCCAGCCUCCCUCCGCCCCCACAGACCCCGCCCGCUGGACCCAGACAGCGUGGAGGAUGACUUUGAACUGUCCACCGUGUGUCACCGACCCGAGGGUCUGGAGCAGCUGCAGGAGCAAACCAAGUUCACGCGCAAGGAGCUGCAGGUCCUGUACCGGGGCUUCAAGAACGAAUGUCCCAGUGGAAUUGUCAAUGAGGAGAACUUCAAGCAGAUUUACUCCCAGUUCUUUCCUCAAGGAGAUUCCAGCACCUAUGCCACUUUUCUCUUCAAUGCCUUUGACACCAACCAUGAUGGUUCAGUCAGUUUUGAGGAUUUUGUGGCUGGUUUGUCGGUGAUUCUUCGAGGAACCAUAGAUGACAGGCUGAACUGGGCCUUCAACCUCUAUGACCUCAACAAGGAUGGCUGCAUCACCAAGGAGGAAAUGCUUGACAUCAUGAAAUCCAUCUAUGACAUGAUGGGCAAGUACACGUAUCCUGCACUCCGGGAGGAGGCCCCAAGGGAACAUGUGGAGAACUUCUUCCAGAAAAUGGACAGGAACAAGGAUGGCGUGGUGACCAUUGAGGAGUUCAUUGAGUCUUGUCAAAAGGACGAGAACAUCAUGAAGUCCAUGCAGCUCUUUGACAAUGUCAUCUAGUUCCCCAAGAGAGAGGGUCAAUGUGUCCUGGGGGGACCAUGCUCUACCCCUAGUCCAAGUGGACUUCACCCUUCUCUUCCCAGGUCUGUCCCCAUCUCAGCCCUGCCCUGGAGGCUGUAGGAUUCCAACAGUCUGGGGAUUCAGUAGUCCAGAUUCCUGGAGCUGAGGGAGUCAGGGAAUGGGCAGAGUGCAUCUUGGGUGGGGGGUGCUCCCCAGUGUCCAGAACUCUCCAAAGCUCCCACCUCUUUCCUGUCUGACACCCAUAUGCUAAGGGUGCCCUUGCUGUAGGAAUUAAGUGGUCCCCACAGAUUCCACCCCCCACUCUAGAAACCACACUAGACAGAAUGUCUCCUGCUAUGGUGCUCUCCCCGUCCCUGAUCUCACAAACAUUUCCCCCAAAACUCCCUCAGAGAGAAUGCUCUAUCCUUGGCAUUGGUUGGCCUUUUAGACCAGCCUUUGAGAGCUCUGUGGGAGGGGGACAAGAAUGUAGAGGGUGGAGUCUUGGGCCUAAGCCCAGGCUUGGGUCCCAGGAGGGGCUGGAGGUGAAGGCAGAAAGGCCUGGACAGAUUGUCAGUGAUAGCUUGGCAUGCCAGGUCAUGGACCCAUAUUACACAGGCCUGUUACCCAGGGGCAUCAGAAUAUGAGUUUCCAGGCUCCUCAAAAGACCCUUUCUUUUUAAAAGUACACCAGAAAUUUUCCAUGCCUUCCUCAGAAUAGGAGAACCGAGAAUCCCGAUGUCUGGCUUAUCCAGAUGUCUGGCUCAUCUCUGGAGUUCUUUUUUCUCCCUCCUUUCUGCUUGUACGGUGGUGGAGGGAGCAGGGGAAUUUGAGUGGGGAAAUAUCCUAGUUGAUGCCUGCCAACAUUUCAGCCUACCCUCUCUUCUCAUCACCCAUUUUGGUGGCUCUGAUUUGAGUUUUCAUUUGCCACUAGUCUAGACAUGGAGGAAUCAAGUGAGUCAGGGACUUCCUGAAUUUGGGGUCCCAUUACUCCCCCCAAGUGACUGCCUUAGAAGGAACCCAGGUAUGGGGGCAUUUAUUAGAAUCUUCGAUCAACCCAGGCUCCACCGCAGCCCCUCACAUAGCCACCUCAUUUCCCACUUAGGGUCCCCUCUUGCCCUACCCAAUCUACCCAGAGAUGCCCCUGAGCACACCUAGAGGGCAAGGACCAUAGGACCCAAGACCCACCUGUCAGCACCCUUGCCAUCCUGUCACUUCCUCAUAUACCUGCUUGUCCCAUUCAGCACCCCCUCCUAGCCAGUCAGGGUCUGAGGGGAAGGGCCCCCAGGAAGCCCCUUUCCCAUCAGAAUAACUUUGACUGCUUUGCAUUUUUGGCUCUUCUGUAUAUUUUAUAAAAUAAAUAUUCUGGAUCCAAUAAAACCCACAAUGGCUAUGCA